AUGUCCACUGAAUCAGAAUUCACAAUUAAUUUACAAAGACCAAUUUCAAUCAAUCAAAGAAUCACCGAGGGAAAAACAGCUUUUGAAACAUUAUUUGGAAUCAAUGAAUCCAUUAAAUUAAGAGAAGGUUUAAUUGGUAUUCAAUUUAGAUUAAACAAUGAUGAUAUAAUUUCCAUUUAUGAAAAUCCAAAACAAGUUUUAGCAUUUAUGAUUUUAAUUCCAAGAUUGGUUACAAUUAUAGCAAGUGGUAGAUUGAUUAGUUUAAGAGGACUUUAUUAUUUAGAUGAUGGAAUUUGGUCAACUUCUGAAUCAUGUACUAAAUAUUUACAAUUAUUAUUAUCAAAUUUAAAAUAUGAUAUGGAAAAAGUUAAUGUUGUUCCUGAACAUCGUGGAGAAUUUUGGACAAAUAUAUUUGAUGUAAGAACUUUAGAUUCUUUUGCAAUUAAUAAUAAUUCUCAUAACUUAUUAAUUCAAUAUUUAGGUAAUAAUGAAGUAAAAUUAAAAGUCAUCAUUUGUGAAAAAUCACAAAUAUUAAGAGACAUCAACCAAUUAAUUCAAUUAGAAGAGGAACAAUUUGACAAUUAUAUUUUAAUUUCAACAAAAGGGUUCCCAAGUUUAAAAACAUUGAAUUUUAUAAACAGUAUUUGUGGUAAAUAUAAUGCAGAAUGUUUUGGAUGUAGCGACUUAGAUUUUUCUGGUUUGCACAUUUAUUUACAAUAUUUUCGUCAUGUUGAUAGGAUUAAAUAUAUACAAAUUAGAGGUACUGAUAUUCCAUUUACUGAUACUAACACUUUAACUCCAAGGGAAAUUAAUAUGGGAUUGAAUUUGAAAAGAAAUGAAAAUAUUCCUACAUAUAUAAGAGAACAAGCAAGUUAUAUUUUAGAUUUGAAUAGAACAAUUGGAAUUGAUAAACAUGUGAAUUUACAUAUAUUGAUUUAUGAAAAAUUGGUUGAAUAUGAUUAUCAACGAGGAUCUGAUAUUGUUGAAAUCAAUUAUUAA
Lodderomyces jiufengensis is the source of this 999-nucleotide messenger RNA. RefSeq lists its product as uncharacterized. The coding region runs from base 1 to 999 and encodes 332 amino acids. The transcript has a single exon. Gene Ontology annotation, cellular component: chromosome. Gene Ontology annotation, molecular function: DNA binding. NCBI's taxonomy places the organism in Eukaryota, Fungi, Ascomycota, Pichiomycetes, Serinales, Debaryomycetaceae. The record is from RefSeq and is a predicted model, not a curated record.